Molecule: messenger RNA, 418 nt
Organism: Spirodela intermedia
Lineage: Eukaryota; Viridiplantae; Streptophyta; Magnoliopsida; Alismatales; Araceae
Source: the annotation of a GenBank genome assembly
AUGUGCUUCUUCGGUGGGUUCAGGCCGCUGGGAUGGUUAUUGGGCCUCCCCUUCGCCUUCAUGUCCCUUGUCAUCUCAGCCAUUGGCAUCGUCAUCUGGACGGUCGGGUGCGUAUUCCGUCUUCCUACAGAUACAAGGAUAGAGAUCGGCCCAAAGGGAGAAACGAGCGAUCGAGAAAGAGAGAGAGAGAGAGAGAGAGAUUCAGUUGAGAAGAAUCAGGCUCUUCAACUCAUAAUAUUAGUCAUUCAGCUUAAGAUGGCGAGAACUCUUGAUGAACUUUUGGUUUGCUUGCAGGAUGGCGAUCUCCACCGUCUGUCCGUGCUUCAUGUGUGUGACAGUGCUGGUGGAGCUGGCGCUCGAGCUGAUCAAGGUCCCCCUCAGCGUCAUGGAGUGGUUCAUUUCCCUCAUACCCUGCUGA